UAGGCUAAGCGUAUUCAUCGUUGGGCAUCAAGGACGUUUUUAAAAUGAUUUGCCAUUUGAAAAUUAUCUUUGUGUGGAUUUCCCUCGUACCUCAACUCACAGAUGGCGGAAGUGUCACAUGGUAUGAACCCACUCCGGCCAAGACAACAUCGAAUCAAAAUGAAGUUCUCCCCCCUGGCAGGUUACAGGUUUAUGAAGGAUCUUCUGCUGUGCUGCAGUGGAACUUCAGUCUGACAUCAAAUAUUGGUUUCACUUUCAUAAAAUUUAAAGGUGCUACUGUAGUCACUAUUCGGUCAGAUGGAAAAGCUGGUGAUGUUUCUGCUAAUUUUACUGGACGGUUGAGCGUAUUAAGUUCGACCAAACAAACCGCUGCUCUGUCUAUCUCUCGCGUCAUUUUUGCUGAUGAUAAGGCUAAUGGAGAAUUCACCUGUGAGGUACUUACCCUCAGUAAUGAACGUUGGAAACGUGCAAUUCAAGUGCAAGUCCUAGCUCCAGUGAAGAUAACUGAUCAAGUAAGAGGUGACCAAGUAGUACCUAAAGGGGGAAACCUCCACUUGUUCUGUAAAGUAACUGGUAGGCCAGCACCAAAUGUUAACUGGACCAAAGUCCCUGCUGAUGGUAGCAAUGAAAUAAAGCACUACGGACCCACUUGGAAUUUUACAAACAUCAAUGUUACUGAUUCUGGAACAUACAGCUGCGUAGCUAAUAAUAAAGUUGAGGAUCCUGUUAGAGGCCAAGCAGUUAAAGUGAUUGUUGUUGCUCCUGUCAGUAUUGCUGAUACUGAGAACAAGUUCAUUGUCACAGUAGGGGAAAUUGUCACCCUUAACUGUAAAGCAAAAGGAAAUCUUCCUCUUUCCUAUACUUGGACUCCAUGCAGUGAAGUGCAAGUUUGUGACAUGGAAACACUUGAUACUCCACCAGUCAAUAAAGAUGUCAACUUUACGUGCAAAGCAGCUGAUGAAUUUACCGAUGAUUCCAAAAGUUACAUUGUUUUCAUUGGAGGAACCGUGAUCAAUAUCACCCUAGUCAUCACAAGUGAAAGUUGUACCGAUGGAGAAUACGACCGAUCCACGCUGCUCGGGAAACUGAAUAAAACGUUCAAUGAUGUCCUUGCAGAUAAAUUUGGUCUCCUAAAGAUGAAGUUAAAUAACGUCAGGUGUGGCAGUUUAAAAGUUGACCUGGCACUGAAUUUUAAUUCCACCACAAAGGAAAUAGAUGUGAUUACAGAACUUCGUAAGGCUGUCAAAGAUGGGAAGCUUGGAGAGUUUACAGUGAGUUCUAUAGAUGGGACACGUGAUGACGAAGGAACAACUUCAAAAGUACCAACAACACCUAAAAGUUCCUCUAACACGGCUGCGAUUGUUGGCGGGUCAGUUGGGGGAGGACUUUUAUGCUGUGCGGCAGGUGGAGCAGCAUAUUAUAAAAAGAAGCAAAAUGAAAAUAAAAAGAAGGCAAAGAAUCCAAGAGUCGAUAAUAAUGGAGGACAAGGCAGACGGGACGGCGAUCAAGAAGCAGGCUGUGACAACAAUUAUGCAGAUGUGGGUCCAGGUGCCAACUGUCCCAGAAAAGGAGGCAAUGUAAGAAACGAACAGGGAAUCCCUGAUUAUGCGGUGGUCGACAAAACUAAAAGGAAAAAGAAGACACCUAAGCCGGGUGAACUUCAGUAUGCCGAGCUUGGUGAACUGACCGUUCCUGGACGGAAGGCAACAAUGCCACGUGUUAGUGGUACAGAUACUGUGUAUGCAGACGUUAGAUCGUAAACGUGUCUGUUCCGAUAAAUGGACGGUAAGCUGAGAAGCGGGUGAGGCAAACGCGGGAAGAGUAAUUUGUAGUGUUAUUUUAUAAAUGCAAACGAAGAUUGAUUUCAUGUAUCGUAUGGUGUAUAGUGAGCAGAGUGACUUAAUCCUAAUGACUGAAAGAACAAUUCUUACUUUACGAUACAUUUUUCGACAUUCCUAUUUCAUCUUCAGUUGCAAAUGUUGUUGUGCAAAUUUUCGUUAAGGAUCUUUUGUUAAAUAUUUUCUUACCUUAAAUGCGGCAAAAUGGCUUUUCUUUGUCUCGACGAAUUGCAUGUAUAAACUGUUUUCUCCUGCUGGACGAACAGGGAAACUCAUGAAACGAGACACUCUGUCUCGUGGAAAAUUUUGUUCCCUUUUCAUGACAUCCAGGAACACAACAAAUUGUAGGCAUCGCAAAAUAUGACAGGACGUAUUGACAACGAGACAUUUUUUAAGAGCUAGGUUCUCAAAAUAAAACCGUAGACCUUAUUAGCUUCGCUUUCGUGCGACGAAAUCCAGGCCGACCGAGUAGUCCGCCAUAUUUGCAUUUCGUUUGAUAGAAGGAAAAGAAGUUGAACUAAAACCGGACUAAACAGUCCGUAGUACUCAUAAGACUCGAAGGAAAAAGCAUAUUUGGGCUAAAAUUUCGAUUGCUUAUUCCCAUUCAAAUCCUUUAGACAGUCCCUACUUUUCGAUGAAGUCCAACCUUUAUUCUGUUGCUUAUGGGUGUCUUAGUUUGAAGUUUAAAUAAUUGUCCUUGUUAUGGAUUAGAUAAAAAAGGUAUUUUCGUAAUAUUCUUAAGGUAAUGUUUUGUAGGUGUGAAAUUAUACUUAUCGAAGCCAAGAAAGUAUUACUUAACGCCAUUUAAACCAUGUAAGUGAACAAACUCCAACUAACUUCU
Molecule: messenger RNA, 2679 nt
Organism: Stylophora pistillata
Lineage: Eukaryota; Metazoa; Cnidaria; Anthozoa; Scleractinia; Pocilloporidae
Product: hemicentin-1-like
Source: RefSeq, a predicted model, not a curated record